UUGUUCCGAUCCUGUUUGUGGGCCCUUGGGGAUUAAGCAGAUCAAAACUGGAGAAUACAGGGUGCUGGGGAACAAAUGAUCACAUGGGUAUCUGGUGGAUCAUCCGAGGACCAAUGUUGUUUUCCAUUGCAGUUAACUUUGUCAUCUUCUUAAAAAUUCUCAGGAUGCUGAUUUCCAAACUAAAAGCUCAGCAAAUGAGCUUUCAUGAUUACAAAUACAGAUUGGCAAGAUCGACACUUGUACUGAUUCCAUUGUUGGGGAUCCAUGAAUUUGUAUUUACCUUCAUCACUGAUGAACAGGUUGAAGGAUUUUCAAGACAUAUAAGACUUUUCAUUCAGCUGACAAUGAGCUCAUUUCAUGGUUUUUUUGUAGCCGUUUUAUAUUGCUUUGCUAAUGGAGAGGUGAAAGCAGAACUCCAGAAACAGUGGUCCCGCUUCUUGCUUGCAGAUCCCUUUGGUUGUAAACUCUGUUUUCUGGGGGAAAAUAUAAAAUACCUCAGGAAAUGUUCACAGAAACAAAAAAAACAGCCACUUGGCAGCAAACAUCACUUGUGCCUGGAGGGAAGUGAGCUAUGGGGCAUGCAGCUCCAGCAGGUGCUAGUGAAGCAGAGGAGAAGUCUCAGCCCAGAACCAGGCUGUGCUUUCCCAUCUUGUCCACGGGCAAGCAUGUCAGACAGCAGUGAAGGAGAAGUCACCACUGGAGAGACAACUGAAGAAGCCUUUGAAGAAAGCGAGAUUUAG
Messenger RNA from Eurypyga helias (sunbittern), 740 nucleotides. Its product is annotated as glucagon-like peptide 2 receptor. Lineage: Eukaryota; Metazoa; Chordata; Aves; Eurypygiformes; Eurypygidae. Gene Ontology annotation, molecular function: peptide hormone binding; glucagon receptor activity. Gene Ontology annotation, biological process: adenylate cyclase-modulating G protein-coupled receptor signaling pathway; cell surface receptor signaling pathway. The transcript is spliced from 6 exons. The record is from RefSeq and is a predicted model, not a curated record. The annotation marks the transcript as partial. Gene Ontology annotation, cellular component: plasma membrane.